This is a messenger RNA of Theileria parva strain Muguga, 1052 nucleotides long. Its product is annotated as CRAL/TRIO domain protein. The record is from RefSeq and is a predicted model, not a curated record. NCBI's taxonomy places the organism in Eukaryota, Apicomplexa, Aconoidasida, Piroplasmida, Theileriidae. The transcript has 4 exons. The coding region runs from base 51 to 989 and encodes 312 amino acids.
GUUGAAUGUAAUUCCAUUUAUUUUGUUAAACCUAUAUUUAUAAUUUUAAAAUGGUAGUUACAUCUGUAGAUUUAUUGGAAUCGAAAAAAAAUCACGAAUAUGACGAUCCUAUAUUAGAUUCCAUAUUUAUACCAGAGUAUGUAAAAAAGUUCAAACCUACUCCAGAUGUGAUUCAAUCGACGUCAAAGGGCGGUACAAAAGUUAGAUUUAUAUUUAGUAACGUUGAUUUUUCGGAUUUUGAAAACGAGCAUAUUCGAAACUUUAAAAUUUUCGCAACUCAGCGUCUAGAUGGCCCCCAACUAGAAUCAAACUCUGCAGUAGAAUCCUACCAACGACGCUUUAAAAAUACCGUUUUCGGAAACGAUGGUUAUAUUCUGCGUUAUUUAAUAAGCAAUGGAUAUAAUUAUUCUAACGUUCUAAACGAUAUGUACAAUCACCUUAAAUGGCGCAAAUCUACACUCCCAAUUAAAAGAGUUGAUAUAGAAUCUGACCUGGCAAAGGGAUUCGUGUAUAUUCAUGGCCGCGACAAGUGUAUGAGGCCCAUUAUAAUUAUAAGGUGUAGUAACAUGCAAACUUCCCAGCAUGAGCAUAUCCUCAAAACUAUAUAUUUUGUGUUGGAGCUCUGUAUAGAAAAACUCUUGAUACCCGGACAAAUUGAGCAGUGGAAAGUAAUAAUUGACUUGGACGGAACCAACCUCUUCAACAUACCAGCUAGUCUUCUAAAACAAAUUGCCAAGUCAUUGUCGGUAAACUACAGAGCUAGGUUGAGCAAGUUGUAUGUUAUCAACGCUCCGUACCUAAUAUCGGUGUUGUGGAAUAUAGUCAAAAAUGUCAUCCCCCAAAUAACCCAGGAAAAAAUUGUUAUAUCAUCAGGUAAAAAUACCAAAAAAUUACUCGAAGUCGCGUUGCCGUCACAAAUCGAGCAGAGAUACGGUGGAAAAGCGCCAAAUGUUAAAAUGUUCGACAUACCAAUCAUGCCCGAACUUUAAUUAACAGACAAUUUAAGCCAAAAUACAAUCUGUAAUCUAUCGGUUUAAUAUUUUUCUCUAGUU